AACAUGGCGGACCUUGACAAGCUUGGGCAGUUUUGACCCUGGGAAUUUUCACAAUAAAAGACUCCUGUCAACAGCACCUCACCCUGCCGCCAGACAGAAUGGAUGAACCACCAAGUCAAUACUUGAUGUCUCCUGUUGACCCACUUGAUACCCCAAGGACUAAACAACUUAAAGACCUGAGACAGAAAAGACUCGCCUAUUACAAUACUCCUGUGAGCAGUACACAAAAUGCGACUCCAGAACAGAAGAAAAGCUCUGCAAAAACCCAAGAGAGGUUAUCUGCUGUCCUCCCAAAACAGCAAUCAAGAUCACCAAGACUUUCAUCCACAUUGAUUGGACAAAGAGCUCCCGGGCCUGGCAACAGAAGCAAAGAACUUAAACAAUCGGUCUCAGCAUCGAACAACGCUCGCCAAAGCUUACAGAAAAACAACUCUGAAAAAGCUUCGUUAACAAUGUCUAAUGUAUUCAUUGAAGAUGACAGUUCAGUGCUUGACGCCGACUCAAGUUUGUUCACAGAGCCAACUGUCACUGACUAUACAAACUUUGAUGAUGGGAAUUGCAGGAGUCAUCAUCAGAAUGGAAGGACUUCCGAUUCAAAUGAUCUCAGGCUUUCUCUUGGUUCAACUAUUCUUGACACAAAGAAUCGAGCUGGGGUACAGAAAGGAGUAAGCGGCCCCAAUGAUAUGGAUCUGAGGCUUUCAUUAGGGUCUUCCAUUACGGGAACCAAGGCGAAGAAGAAGAACUCGGACCCUGAAGAUCUUCACCUGUCUCUUGACUCAACAGUUGUCCAACAAAAUCCUUGGAAAAAGAACGGUUCUGCGAAGUAUGAUCUUAGAUCGUCAAUCGGAUCAUCGACUGCUGUCGAAGAGACAGGGAAUAUCUUUUUGAAGGGCGGCCAGAAUGUUGAUUUUGGUUCGUCGUUUGAUUCUACGCUAGUGGACACCACGCCAUCUGGUGUUGCAGACUAUCCCCAGAGGCUUAUCAUGCAGGAACAACCAACUCGGAAUGUUGCACAACUUUCUCUGGAUUCAGAGGUGGAAUCUGAUAAUACUCAUCCAUUUGCUUUCAAUAAGUUUCUCAUGAACAGUGACCAGUCGGAUCUGCGUUCAUCAAUAGAAUCUGGUACGACUGCUGCGAAUACUUAUUUCAAUUCAAUCUUGAAACAUGAUACAUUUGAAACAAGUGAUACUCAAAAUGCAGAGGAAGGCAAGGUUGCUGUCAACAAAAGCGUGACAUUUUUUCUCGAAGAAGGUGAAGACGAAAAUGGGAAUGGGGAACCUGCUGCUGCUAGGGAAAACCAGCCUGAUCUAGUUCACCAGCUGAUGAAAGAUCACCAACAAAAAUUUGAGCCAAAUCAGUUUGGAUUGACUGAUUCAAUGCAGUCAAGUUUAGUUACAGGGGUGGAUAAUCAUUCUGACGUCAACUUCGUGAAAAUAAGCAAACAUUUUGUGAAUUUGGAUGACUCUUCCAUUGUCACGGGAACUGAAUCGGAAAUUCAGUCGAGCAUUGCUCCACCAUCCUAUGACCAGAUUCACCAGCAAGGAGUACGUGUUUCCGGGAAGUCACAGCCUCUGUUUGCCUCACAGACUAAAAAUGUGAUUCCCAAGACGUCCAGUGCAUCCCAACCUAUCCUGAAUUCUCAAAACCUAAAGCAAAAUGGAAGUAGUACUCAAGUGGCUGUGGGGUCUUCCCAAAAAGAAAUGGAUGGACAUUCAAGUGUUCUUGACACAGACAUUUCUUCAGUGGUUGGGUUAGACAACCAGUACAAAGAGGGGUACAUCAAGGGCCUACGCAUUGCUCUUGGCGAGGAGAAAUUCCAGGAGAUGCUUGACAACUCAUCCGAGUUGCAAGAAAUCUUGAGCACUUUGGACAAAGUCGCCCAAGUAGAUGGUAAGCCUGGACAAAAAAAGACCACUGUUGAGAAGCAAAUUCCACAUAAGUCCUCAGCUACUCAGAUGUGUGAAGACCAAGGGACAGUGAUAUCUGAUGUCCUGACUGAUGUAACACAGGAUUUUAGAAUGCGGAACCAAGUUCCAGUCAAUCAGGGUCAAGAGCAGGUCCAGUUUGGCAACUUUGAUGCUAGAAUCAACCUGCCAAGUGACAAGACUAUCCACAGGGCCCCUCCAGAAAUGAAUAAUAAUGUGGCAUGGUUCAAAGGACAGCAUUCUGCACAGAUUGCACAGCCAAAACCACUGAGAAAAUCCACACAAGGUUCCCGGAGCAGGGAUGUUGAUGUUCCAGACAAAACACAUGUUGGUUUGAAUUCCCAAGUCCACCCUGACAUGAGACUCAAUAUAAUGGAAGAAUUUGAGCAUAUUGAUCCGUCUGUAUUGAGCCCAACAUUGAGCUCCCCCUAUAGUUACCGUGCCGAGGACAGAAGUAAAUCAAGAACUGGUGUCCUUACAAUGAAAGCUCCACCAGUCCAAGAUGGUGGACAACGGACACCGAGGAUCAAGAAAUGCGCAUUCUCUGCUGAAGAAAUCUAUAAACAGGCUUUCGCUGAAGCGGAGAAUUUCUUGAACGACGCAAAAAAGACUCCAGAGCCCCCUGCUCCUGCACCGAACACGAAACAUUACCCGUAUGGAUUCCGUGAACCAACCCCACCAAGGAAGUCGAGAGAAACGCCGACACAUUCUCAUUUUCAUUCGCGGCCAGUUGGACCAGUGCCACAGAAGUCGGGCUCAGAAACUGGCAGGUCAUCAGGUCCAUCGGAGAUCAUUGGGACUGGUCCACCUAAAGUGCUGAGUCAGAGUGACUUUGAGAGUCGAUCGUCAGAUACUGGGCUGUCGCAGGAGGACCACAUGAAGGCUGUGAGGGACCAUCAUCAAUAUCAGAGAGAUGCAAUCAUUCGCCAAGUAACAGAACAGCAGAAGAAACCUGGUUACACCAGCAGCUCAUUGGAUCGUUACUUCUCAUCUCUCCGUGAUGUCAAUAAGGAUGUCGCCUUCGAUCCCAUCCCGGAGUGGAGCGAUGUUGCGCCAAAUCGUGGUGGGAGAAGUAACCGUGCCACAGAGGAUGUUCGACUGUCUCACAAAGUUUUCAGUGCAAUAAGGGAGUCUACUCCACAGUCUUCUUUAGAAGAUGAGGUCUCCGGUGAUUAUGAGAACUAUUUCCUCCAGGUCGUCAGGAAGAGUUUGCAGGACUCAUCGGUGUUUUUAGACGAUAGGUCGAUGGACCAGUUCCUAAGUAACAUCAGGGGCAAGUCUGAUAAUGUUGAUGACUUCAUGAGGAAUCUUCAGCAAAGCUUAGACUCCGAUCGAUUUCAAGAAUUGGUGAUGAAAAGUGGUGAGUUUGAAAGUGAAUCUGAUGGAACCAAGAUGGCUGCUUCCUCUGAAUCGGACGUUAGCAAGGUCAAUAAGAUGCGCCAGAGUCAGAAAAGUCUUGGGAAAUCCACAGAUUAUGAUGGUGAGACGUUAUAUACGUCUGUGAGCGGUGUCACUGAUAAGUUUGACAGGUUGCAUCUCGAUAGGAUGCUCGUACGCGAUGAGUUAAUCGGUGAUCAAAGUAAACUCAAUGUGUUACAGCCUGUCAGGCAAGGAAACUCCGAAACAGAACAGAUGGCAUUUGAUGGUGAAAAUGGUCAGAGGAUGGUCGUAGUGUGUCCAGACUGCGCAACUUUGAACAAACAGUAUGUUACAUGGUGUCUUGACUGUGGGUGUGUUCUCAUUGGUGUUGACCCUGUUCCGCUGAAACCUAAAAGACAAUCGAAGAGAAGUAAGGAGAAAUCUCAGAAACCAAACAGCCGUCCUGGUAGUGGUACUCGUUCAACUAACGCUGCACGACCUGGUAGUGCCAAAGCAAAUUCUCGACCUGCCAGUGCAAAAGAUGUUAAAAGUUCUCGACCAGGUAGUGCUAAAAAGUCAACCAGAAGAGAACCAGAACAGUUGAAAUCACGAAAAGUUUCGAAAAGUCUUGGAAAGUCGUCAGAUGAUAAUAGUAAUGAUAGCAGCAGUGGAAGUGGUCAAGAUAAGAAGAAAAAAGUGGUUGAAAAAUCAUCAAUUUCUCCUUCGCCGCUUCGUAAGAGUAAAGAAUUGUACCGUAGUAAUUCUAAAGAGGCGACAUCUAAAGUUGGUCACUCGGGGUCCAUUCAAAAUGGUAUUUUAAAACCUGUGCCGCAGCAUAAACCUGUUUUGCACGACCAAGUUCAACAAGCGAUUGAAAUAUUGCACCAUGGGAUGGAGUCACCAAAAGCUCGCCAUUCAAAUUUGAAAAAUGAACUCUCCUUACAGUUAUCCAUGAGCAGUUCCAUGGACACAGGAUUGAAUGGUGAAAACGGGAAAGUUCACGGCUUGAAGAAAGGAAAUCCGUUGGGUGCGAGUAUCAGCAGUGACUUUCAGGAGGUUGAAAUAUUUGAACGGAAAAUGGACAUUGAUCUAAGGCGACAAAGCCGGCAAGAUGCAGAAGUCCCGACGAUUAAUUUGGCGAACUUGAGUGACGAGGAGAAGCCAGUUGGUGACGCUAAUGUUGGAGGUAAUAUCCCGAAUUUUAUUGCAUUGGAUGAUGAUUCGACAAUCGUCGACGAAGAAGACAUGUCAACUCUUGCAGACGUUUCAACAGUGACUGAUCGCAUUGAAGACCAGCGCCACCUGGAUCAAAACGUACCUGACGAGGAACUAAGCCAUCAAGAAUUUCUCGCACGGAUACAGCGGGAUGGUCGUGUGAAAAAAGUGCCAGUGCCCACCCCCAGCAGCAGUAAUGCUAACAACAGUCGGCCAAAAUCUGCAGGGAAAUAUCGGACUGCGGCUAGUAUGGUUGAUCCACCAAAAGGACGCCCUGUCUCUGCAAGUAAAGUGAGGACUUCCAUUGAAGUUGAUCCUUACAAAAGACACUGGGACAGGUCAAGCACAGCUUGGGGAUCGUUUGCUGCUAAUGAGCUAAACACUUGGUCGAGCACGAACGCGUCAAAUCUACCACCAAAGAAAAGACCAAUUAGUGCAAAGACGAGAAAGCCUGGUGUUGGGGACAAAACACUUGCAGAUGAGCACAGGAAAACAACAAGACCAGCGAGUGCUGGGCAAAGAGCGAGACCAACCUUAGCUGGUGACCAAAGAAACACCAGACCUAGCUCUGGUCCAUCCCAGAAGAUCAUGUCUCGCAUGGCAGAGAGAUUGGCAGAGCUCAACUCCGACCCGUUGACACGACCUCAGGUUGUUGAAGCAUGGACAGCUGCGGAACAACCGGUUGUUGUGAAGCCGAAGGUCCCGCAUGUGUACCAUAAUGCUGAACCCAUGACAUCAGAGACUUAUGUACAUCACAUUGCAAUGAGUCCCAGAGUAGCCAGAGGCAUGGUAUCUUUCCUCCUCUGCCUCCCAGAUGAACUCCUCCUUCAUAUACUCUCCUACCUCAACCAUCAAGAUCUCACCCGCGUUGCUCGCACUUGCUCUCAGAUGUACAGGAUUACUCAAGAUGAAACACUUUGGAAGCACAUCAUGAUUCGUAACAAGUCCAAUCUGCAUGAUGACCAUCUCGAUGAGAUUGGAAGCCGCUCUCCUCUGUCCAUAUGUCUCAUCCAGUGCUUGGGAGAUAACAUCACGAGUCGUGGCCUACGGAACUUAUUCCGGCAUUGUGCUGAUACCCUGCAGGAGCUGAACAUCAUGGGCUGCUCUCGCGGUGAACUCACCGGUGACAACAUCAUCUUCCACGCUGCUGCAAAGUGUCAAAAUCUGACUCAUGUCGAUAUGAGUUGGACCAACGUCAACGAUACUGUCCUCAUCUCGAUGGCUAAUUGUAGCAGGAGGCUGGUUUCUCUCAAUAUCUCUGGCUGUCAGGCGAUCACCGAUGACGGCUUAAUUGGUGUUGUGAAGAAGCACGGGGACAGCUUGCGUUCCAUUGAAGCAUUUGGCUGUUUCAAUAUUACUCCUAAAGGCAUCAAAGCACUGGGACAGUACUGUAGAAAACUUGUAACUCUCAACAUUGGACAGUGUUACAAAGUGACUGAUGCCAGCGUGUCACAACUGGCCUCAUCAUUGGAAAAGGUGAAACACCUUGACUUCAGGGGUUGUAAGCAGGUGAAGGAUAGCUGCAUGAGAAAGAUUGUGCGAAGUUGUAAGAAUCUUGAGUCCAUAACUCUUGCCAACUGUCCAGGUGCCACAGACUUGUCACUUGUAGAAAUAGCCACAUACUUGCCUAGCAUCAGAUAUGUUGAUAUGAGUGGAUGUAAACUCGUCACCGAUGUUGGCAUGCGAUCCAUCGCCCACAACUGCUACUUGGUGGAGCAUCUUGAUCUCAGUUCGACUGGCGUCACAAACAAAAGUGUGUCACUUCUUGCAAGCUACUGCAGCCAAAGACUUCAAGUACUGAAACUGAACUUCUGCAAAGACAUCACUGAACAGGGUCUUGUCAAACUCGCAAGAAACUGCAAAAGAUUGAAACUGAUGCAUUUGUACGGCUGUAAGAAUAUUCGCAACCUGGAUAGGAUCUUGAUGGAGAAUAAGGAUCUGAUCAUUGAACGUGACGCAACGGAAUGAAAUUUUUUCUCACAUACUCAGUCUAUCGUGUUGUGUAGAGAGGACAAACCAUCCAGGAUGCCGCCCGUGAUGCAUAAUACUGAGAAAUGAUAAACACUGGUCUUUGUUCAUUAUUUAUAGUACUAUAGACGCACAACCUCAGUUUUACUGGAUUGAGACAUUCAGUGCAUCGGAACUGAGGGAAACGAUGAUCUCAAGUGGAUGAAGAGGGAGACGCUUAUUAACAAAUUCCGUCCUUAACAACACUGCUGCUGAUCUCUUGAAACAGAUGUUUCCAUCUAGUUUUUACCGAUGCAUAAAUUCUUCACCUGUGGUGACACCAGGAGAAGUACCGUCCAUAAUCAUGUUAAUGUUGCUAACUGUGUUUGCUUUUUGAAGAGUAUAUUUUUCUAACAGUUUAUCUUUUUUGAUGUAAAAGGGCUGUUUCAGUUGUUAAUAUUUCCUGAAGGCUCGACACCCCAUUUAAGUUUUGACAUUCCUCAAAAUUUCUCUCAGCACUCUUGAACCACCCUUUGUAAUUUGUCAUCACGCAUGUAAUCAUGUUAUUAUGUUGUGAUAGUUUUAAAAUGUACCGGCUGAUAUUUUAUUGUACUCUGAUUGUACAUGUACACUAUAAAUUAUAGCCCAUGAACUCUAAAUUGAUGCAUGAACAAAAUUUGUAUAGAGAUUCUUGAUAGAAACCUGUGAUAUAUUUAUCGUGCUUCCUAUCAUAUCUGUUUGUUAUCCUAUAAUAUCUGUUUGUUAUUUACACCUUUCAGAAUUCUAACGGACCAUUUAUUUAGAUGUAGAAUAGAUUUCCUCAUGAUUUUGAAUAUGAUAACGUAUAUCCAUUAGUCAUAUUUGGCGUGUGAUGGGGGGGGGGGGGGGGGAGGGGUAUAUGAUGUUGUUUGAUGUUGUCUGGGCAAAAGUUGUUUCCUUUCUGUUUUCGGUCAGGAUCUCUGAAAAUGUGUAUCUGUGAGGUUUAUAGAGGGAAACACGACCUGUCUGAGUUAUAGUCAUGACUUGUGUGGUGUGCAAUAUCUAGAGAAAAAAACAUCUUCAGAAAACUUUGUUGUUAACCAGAUAUUGUACAAGUGACAAUGGACUAUUGAUGAGAUUGUUCUAUUGGUAUUGCUAAAUGUCUGCGUGGGUUGAAAUAAUGACAUCGGCCAACGGGAACUUAAUUCCUGCCUAGGCUUCGAGAUCUUGCUUGCAUUUAGUGGCAAAACAAUAAUGCACUGGUUUACU
This is a messenger RNA of Lineus longissimus, 7694 nucleotides long. RefSeq lists its product as uncharacterized. Gene Ontology annotation, biological process: SCF-dependent proteasomal ubiquitin-dependent protein catabolic process. Lineage: Eukaryota; Metazoa; Nemertea; Pilidiophora; Heteronemertea; Lineidae. Bases 99 to 6467 code for a protein of 2122 amino acids. The transcript has 14 exons. Gene Ontology annotation, molecular function: protein binding. The record is from RefSeq and is a predicted model, not a curated record. Gene Ontology annotation, cellular component: SCF ubiquitin ligase complex.